Messenger RNA from Rotaria sordida, 313 nucleotides. NCBI's taxonomy places the organism in Eukaryota, Metazoa, Rotifera, Eurotatoria, Philodinida, Philodinidae. The record is from the annotation of a GenBank genome assembly.
AUGUUUAAAUUAGAUGUUCUUAUUGAUACAUCUGUAUUACCAUCUAAUAUAAUGUUAUUACGUGAUGAAAAGUUUAUUGAUUUCGUGAAAGAAGAAGCCAAUGAUGCUGCUGCUGAAUUACUUGAAGUACAAGGUAUUAAUUGUGUAAAGUCAUUGUUGAUGACAGCCGAUGUUUUUGCAAUUAUGAACGUUAAGAGUAAAAGUCUUGAUGAUUUAAAAAAAAUAUGAUUAUGUGCUAGAUGAUAAUACAUUUGUUGUGCAACCUGGAGUAAAAGGAAAUAUAGAAUAUCUUAUUGAUUUGUUAAAACAAAAA